Colletotrichum abscissum is the source of this 1302-nucleotide messenger RNA. Its product is annotated as CDP-alcohol phosphatidyltransferase. The record is from RefSeq and is a predicted model, not a curated record. Bases 1 to 1302 code for a protein of 433 amino acids. Gene Ontology annotation, molecular function: phosphotransferase activity, for other substituted phosphate groups. NCBI's taxonomy places the organism in Eukaryota, Fungi, Ascomycota, Sordariomycetes, Glomerellales, Glomerellaceae. Gene Ontology annotation, biological process: phospholipid biosynthetic process. Gene Ontology annotation, cellular component: membrane. The transcript has 4 exons.
AUGGGCGCCGCAACUUCAGACAGAACUGCUGCCGCCGAAUGCAUUUCGGACGAUGCCCUCAUCCACCUCAAGUCCUACAAAUACUCGGCCGUCGACAAGUCGCCCAUCUCCAACUACAUCCUCCGACCCUACUGGAAUGCUGCCGUCGAGCUUCUGCCGCUAUGGCUGGCACCGAAUAUGGUCACUCUGCUGGGCUUCUUCAUGAUCCUCGGAAACAUUGGCCUCCUGGUCAUUUUCAUGCCUGACUUGGUAGGACCGGGCCCUUCAUGGCUAUACUACAGCUUCGCUUUCGGUCUCUUCAUGUACCAGACGAUGGACAACCUCGACGGCAAGCAAGCGCGACGCACCGGAACCUCGAGCGGACUUGGCGAGCUCUUCGACCACGGCAUUGACUCCCUGAACUGCACCCUGGCCAGUCUUCUCGAGACUGCUGCCAUGGGCCUCGGCACUUCCAAGUCUGGAGUCUUUACGGCCCUUGUCCCAUGCCUGCCCAUGUUCUUCUCGACUUGGGAGACAUACCACACCCACACUCUCUACCUGGGCAGGAUCAACGGUCCAACCGAAGGUAUUCUGAUCGCCUGCAGCGUCAUGGUUGUCUCUGGAAUCUACGGCCCUGGCAUCUGGACCGAGCCCAUCAUCAACAUCCUUGGCGACAAGGCCGAACAGCAUCUCUAUGGCUUCCACUACCUGCUGGGAGACUACUCGAUUCGGGACAUCUGGAUUGCCAUGAUCGUCUUCUCGCUCUUCGCAACCCACAUCCCCUUCUGCGUUCUCCACGUUAUUCAGGCCCGCCGCUCGCGCGGUGAGCCCGUAGCCCCUGUCUUCCUCGAGUGGACGCCCAUGACAGUGUACACCCUUGCUAUUGGCGCCUGGGUCUACUCGCCGUACUCGGCCAUUCGUAGCGAUAACCACCUUGUUCUCUUCUGCGUCACCAUGGCCUUCGUAUUCGGCCGCUUGACUACGAAGAUGAUUCUCGCUCACCUCACGAAGCAGCCUUUCCCUUACUGGACCGUCAUGCUUGUGCCCCUUGUUGGUGGUGCUGCGCUUGCCAACCUUCCACGUCUGGGCCUUCCGGGCAUCAGUGCCCAGACUGAGCUGUACUAUCUGUACGGCUACUUCGUCUUCUCGGCCGUCGUCUACUUCCGCUGGGCAUACCUGGUCAUCACGAGUAUUUGCAACUUCCUCGGCAUCAACGCUCUGACUAUUCCCAAGGAGAAGCAGCUCGCGAACAAGCAAGCUAUUGCUGCCGCCAAGGCACCGCCUCUGACCAAUGGUCUGAUGAACGGCAUGAAGAAGGAUUAA